Mesocricetus auratus (golden hamster) is the source of this 644-nucleotide messenger RNA. It is a transcript of the gene Tmem234, whose product is annotated as transmembrane protein 234. Bases 65 to 487 code for a protein of 140 amino acids. Lineage: Eukaryota; Metazoa; Chordata; Mammalia; Rodentia; Cricetidae. The transcript has 5 exons. The record is from RefSeq and is a predicted model, not a curated record.
GGCAACUUCCGGAUGCUGGGACUCCGCCCCCUGGAUCCCGGAAGUAGAAGGUCCUAGCGUUGCCAUGGCGGCGUCUCUGGGGCAGGUCCUUGCGCUGAUGCUGGUGGCCGCCCUGUGGGGUGGCACGCAGCCGCUGUUGAAGCGGGCCUCCGCAGGCCUGCAGCAAGUGCAUGAGCAGACGUGGGCCCGGCAGCUGUUGCAGGAGAUGAAGACUCUCUUCUUGAAUACUGAGUACCUGAUGCCCUUUCUCCUCAACCAAAGUGGCUCCCUUGUCUACUACUUGACCUUGGCAUCCACAGAUCUGACUUUAGCUGUGCCUAUCUGUAAUUCUCUGGCCAUCGUAUUCACCCUGAUUGUCGGCAAGGUCCUUGGAGAAGAUGUUGGUGGAAAACAAGCGGUGGCUGGCAUGGUCCUCACCAUCAUAGGGAUCACACUUUGCAUCACAAGCUCAGUGACCAAGACCCAAGACCAGCUGUCAUCCUCUUGAGUGGGCCAACCCCGACCUUCAGUUCGGCUGUGCUUAGCAGACCCGGCACUGAGGUGCAGGCAGUGACACACCAGCUUGCCUCUCUGAGCUUAGCUACCUCAUCUCUUCGAUCAUGUCUACCUCAGGGUCACAAUAAUAAUAGCAUAGUUGCUCGGCA